AUAAAUACUUAGUUACUGUAAAUAUUAUAGUUUUUAUGCUGUGUAUUGUUAGUCCUGUUAAAUUUAUUUAUGUUGACCGGUUACAAAUUAAAAAAGUAAUUUUAUGUGACAUAAAAUAUCUUUAUUAUAAACAGUGUCAUAAUGAAGAAUCAUAUAUAAAGAAGAAACCAAAAAUAAAAAUUCAAAGAAUCAAAAUGGGCGAUACAAUACUAAAGAAUAUUGAAACAGAAAAUGAAAAUAGCGAAAUACCUUCUAUCAGUCCUAAUGUACAUGAACAGACCUUAAAUAAUUUUGCACACGAAUGGAGUUCUUGUGAUAUAUUUGAAUCUUAUGAAAAAUUUGAAAGACCAACAUCUGUUGACAAUAAUGAUUUAGGAGUAAGAAGUGAUAAGAACAAUGUAUUAAAUUCUUCCUGCAAGAUUAAUGAAGAAAAUAAUAUGUGGCAAGAUGAAUCAUUUUUGAAUGCAGCAUUUACACAGUCGAUUCCUUUUAAUGAAAAAAAUGAUGUCGUGGAUUGUCUUACUCAGGUUUCCACUUCACAAUAUGAAAAUCACUUUGAAGAAACAUUUUUUACUACCGAUGUACAUUAUAUGUGUGCAUCUCCCAAUGAACAGAAAGAUACAAAUGUAUUAAAGAGAAAUGUUUUUGACUAUAAAAGUGGUAUUCCAAACAAAAUACACUGUUCAGAGAAGAAGGAAAUAAAGAAACAAUAUUCAGAUACUCUUAAUACAAGUUCGAAAGAAAAUUGUACAUUUUAUGGUUUGCCAAAUUCUGUGAAAGAUCUUUUUCUACGAAUUAGAGGUAUCAAUAAACUCUAUGAAUGGCAGAAUGAAUGUUUAACUUUAGAUGCUAUAAAAAGUAGGAAAAAUUUAAUUUAUGCUUUGCCAACAAGUGGUGGUAAAACAUUGGUCGCAGAAAUAUUAAUGUUAAAAGAACUCAUAUGUAAUAAAAAAAAUACAAUAUUUAUACUACCAUUUGUCGCUAUAGUACAAGAAAAAGUUCAAGCAAUGACACCAUUUGCAUUAGAACUAAAUUUUUUAGUUGAAGAAUAUGCAGGAGUAAGAGGAACUUACCCACCGAAAAAACGUCGUAAAAAAAAUAGUAUAUAUAUGUGUACUAUAGAGAAGGCACUAAGUUUAAUUCACAGUUUAAUUGAAGAAAAUCGUUUCAACGAAAUUGGUGUCAUAGUCGUGGAUGAAUUGCAUCUACUUGGAGAAGGUGGUGGAAGAGGAGCUACAUUAGAAGUUCUCUUAACAAAGACAUUAUAUGUUAAUGAGAACAUUCAAAUUAUUGGAAUGAGUGCAACAAUAGGCAACUUGGAGGAGAUAGCAAAAUUCUUGAAUGCAGAUUUGUAUACUGGAAAUUUUAGACCCGUUGAAAUUAAAGAGUAUGUUAAGUGUGAAGAUAACAUUUGGCUGGUUGAUUUAAAAACAGAAGAUCUUUUAACGGAUUUGAAAAAAAUUAAUUAUCGUUAUUCAAAUGAUGCAAUAAUUAUAGACCCGGAUAGAAUUGGAGGUUUAGUCAUGGAUGUAAUUCCACAAGACUCGUGUCUCAUAUUCUGUUCUUCUCGUAAGAAUUGCGAAAAUGUUGCUUUAUUGUUAUCUAGAGUUUUAUUCAGGUCGUUGGAAAAACAUAAACAAGAUGAAAAAGAAAAUUUAUUGAAAGCACUUCAAACCGAGGAAGGUCUUUGUCCUAUUCUUCAACGGACCAUAAAAUUUGGUGUAGCUUAUCAUCAUUCUGGUCUUACUACUGAGGAAAGACGAUUUUUAGAAGAUGCUUUUAGAGCUGGAACUCUUUGUGUUCUAUGUUGUACGACAACAUUAGCAGCUGGAGUAAAUUUACCAGCAAGAAGGGUGAUAUUAAGAAGUCCAUACGUGGGUAACCAAUUUUUGAAUUUAAGCAGAUAUAAACAAAUGAUUGGAAGAGCUGGUCGUGCUGGCAUGGGAAGCAUUGGAGAAAGUAUACUUUUAUGUAAAAAUAAUGAAUUAUCGAAAGUGAAAGAACUCUUAAUGUCGAAAAUGGAUGAUUCUUUAAGUACAUUACACAUAGACAGAGAUAGAGGCAUAAAUAAUUUAAUUUUAAGUGCCACAUUGUAUUCUAUAGCAAAUACUAGAUCUGAGUUACACAAAAUAACAAAUAGAACUUUACUUAAUAUUCAGCAGAAACGUUUAAAUGUUAAUGUAAAACAUACUGCAGACCAAGCAAUAACUGAAUUUUUAAAAAGUGGUGUAAUGAAAGUAAAGAAGAAAGGAAACUGCUAUGAUGUGUACAAACCAAAUGUGACUGUUACAAUUCCAUCACAAAACGAAUGUCCUACUGAUACAACUACACAAAUAAAAAGAAAAACAACAAUUGCAUUGCUGAGUGAAACUAAAUUAGAACUUUGUAGCCUGGGGCGAGCAGCUUUGAAAGGUAAUAUUGAUAUACAGUCUGCAUACACAUUAUAUCAAGAUUUACAAAAAGCACAAGAACACUUAAUCCUUGUUGACGACUUACAUCUUUUAUAUCUUGUUACUCCAUAUGAUAUUGUAUCUCAAAUAAAACCUAUUGGAUCUGUUUAUUGUGAUGUGGUUACUAAUUUAUCAGAAAAUCAGAUGAAAACAGCAAGACUUCUUGGAAUUAAUGAGGCAACAGUUGUUAAAAUACGUGAUGGUAUAAUGCCCAAGAAUGUAGAACUAAGAGUAAUUCAGAGAUUUUAUGUAACAUUAAUAUUGUAUGACUUAUGGACACAUCAUGCUGUUUACAUAUUAGCAGAGAAAUAUCAAGUAAAUAGAGGUAUUAUACAAAAUCUUUUGACUGCAGUCUCUUCAUUUGCGUCUUCUGUAGUUCGAUUUUGUCAGGAAUUAGAUGAAUUUUGGUCAUUCAGAGAUUUGUUAAGUGCGUUUAGUAAACGGUUAUCUUAUUGCUGUCCUUUGGAAUUGGAAGCAUUAAUGGAGUUGCCGCUAGUGAAAAUUGGAAGGGCACGUCAACUAUAUAAUGCAGGGUAUAAGACAAUACAAUGCAUAGCCAAAGUGAAACCAAAAUAUUUACAAGAAAAAAUUCCAUAUUUAAGCAAAAAGGCGGCAAUUCAAAUAGUUGAAGCUGCUAAAUUAUUAAUAUUAAAAAAAGUGGAAGAUCUAGAAGAUGAAGUAGAAUAUGUUCGAGAGGGUAUAGAUCUGUAUACUUUAAAAGUACAUUAAAUUGUUAAAUAUUUAAUUCUAUUACAGUAUGAAGCAAGAAUUUAUAUGAAUAUUAAACUAAGAGAUUAUAAGAAAUUAAGUACGUACAUGUAAAUAUAUUGUUAUAAACUUAUGUAAAUCUGGGUGAAUAAUCUACAUGCUUUAUUUUGUUUUAUUCAGAUGGUUGUAAUAUUUCAUAUAGGACAUCCUUUUAAUAUCUGCUCUUUCGUAUAUUUUAUGGCGUAUACUGUAAAUGUAUAAUAUUAUAGUUUAAGCAGACACACAUUAAACAUUUAAAGUGUAUUUGAUAUUGCUUUAAAAUAUAGUGAUAUCAAACCAUUGUGGUACAAAUUCCAUAUUAAUGACAUAAUUACAAUUACUUUAUAAAAUGUAACAAA
Nomia melanderi (Alkali bee) is the source of this 3556-nucleotide messenger RNA. It is a transcript of the gene mus301, whose product is annotated as mutagen-sensitive 301. Lineage: Eukaryota; Metazoa; Arthropoda; Insecta; Hymenoptera; Halictidae. Gene Ontology annotation, molecular function: nucleic acid binding; ATP binding. The record is from RefSeq and is a predicted model, not a curated record.